Molecule: messenger RNA, 1256 nt
Organism: Musa acuminata AAA Group (dessert banana)
Lineage: Eukaryota; Viridiplantae; Streptophyta; Magnoliopsida; Zingiberales; Musaceae
Exons: 4
Coding region: 113-1045 (310 amino acids)
Molecular function (GO): RNA binding
Source: RefSeq, a predicted model, not a curated record
CGACUGCCUCGUGUAGCCCCCUCCACCCCUUCCCAAAAUCUAUUCGCCGUGCCGUCUGCUCCGUGAGGCGGUUCUCGAUCAAUCGGCCGCUGCCUUCGCAGGAUUCCUCUGGAUGGCAGGUGGCCGGAGUACGGCGGCGGAGGAAGACGAGAACGUCGACCACUACGCCGUCCUUGGACUCCCCUCCGGCGAGGAGGGCGCGAAGUUAACCCUAAAGGAGAUCGAGAAGGCCUACCGGAACCAGUCCAGAAUCCGCCACCCGGACAAGCGGCCGAAUGAUCCCAACGCCACCUCGGACUUCCAACAGCUCAAGACCUCGUUCGAGGUCCUCAAGGACGAGGCCUCCCGCUGCGUCUUCGACGCUCGCCUCCGCGCCCGUCGCGAGCGUCUCGUCCGCGAUUCCUUUCUCGAUGCCAAGCGGAGAAAGCUCGCCACCGACUUGGAGGAGCGCGAGCGGGCAGCGGAGGUGGCCGAAGCAGCGGAUCCCGUCAAGCAGGCCGAGCGUCGGGAGAAGGAUGUGGCGGCUCGGUUGCAGGAGGAGCUCGCCGAGUUUCAGGCGAGGAAGGCCAAGAAACCUGCCGCUGCCCCCACUUCUACUUCCAAAUCAUCUGAGCAAGUAAAGAAAGAGGAAAAUGGGGGAGUUGCAUUGGAUAAGGAAAGAAUGCUGAAGGUCUCUUGGGAGAGGAACUCGGGAGAUUAUACUGCCAUCAAGCUCCGGGAGCUGUUUGAGAAGUUUGGAGGGGUUGAAGAUGUUGUGAUUAGGUCAAAGGCAUCAAAAAAGAGAGGUUCUGCCAUUGUUGUCAUGUCUUCUAAAGAGGCUGCGGUGGCUGCUACACACAGUAUGUGUGGCAGUCUUUCAAAUCCUUUACUUGUUCUUCCAGUUCAAGCUGUUGCUUCUGAUAUAUCAAGUUCUUUUCCCACAAAAUCUGCUGAACCCGUUAACCCAAAACUCAGCAAUAUUAUUGGUGCUGGUUUUCAAGACUAUGAGGCUUCUAUCAUGAAGAAACUUCAAAAGGCAAAUGAUCUGAAGAAGAACACUCAAUAGCAUGGAAGAAUCUUGGUUUUGGAGGAUAUCAAAUUAUUUGUAGAUGGAUUAGUUUCAAGCCUUUCUGCCUUUGAGCAUUGACUUUAGACUCAAUUUUUCUUUUAUCAGUUAAAAUUCUCAUGUAAUAUGUAGGAUAAAUUGUACCCUUGGAAAUGUUGGUAAUCACUGAUACUCAUUAAAAAGGGGGGAAGACAUUCUCCCUUGCAUUUGA